This is a messenger RNA of Miscanthus lutarioriparius, 2205 nucleotides long. The record is from the annotation of a GenBank genome assembly. NCBI's taxonomy places the organism in Eukaryota, Viridiplantae, Streptophyta, Magnoliopsida, Poales, Poaceae.
AUGGAUGUCUUCAGCUGCAUCUGUUCCUUCCAUAAACCCAGCAGUAGCCUCAAGAGGAACUCAGGUGACAUUGGGUGGGACUAUGGAGUCCUGGUGGACCCUAACAACCUGAAUGUGAUCAAGUGCAAGUUCUGUGAUCUUGUUGUGAGGGCGGGGAUAUAUAGGUUGAAGCAACAUGUCGGUGGGAUUCGUGGUGAGGUUAGACCUUGCCUCAAGGCAUCGCCUGAGGCCAUAGACAAGUGCAAGAAAGCUGUUGAUGACUCGAAACAAGCUAAGAAGGCAAGGCAGGAGGAGAAGCAAGAUGUCAGGGAUGUUGUGAUCCUUGAUGAUGGUCCAGAUGUUGAAGAUACCACCAUCAAUGGAGAAGGGCUUGAUGAUGUUGGAGACUCGACACAACGCAAGUUGGGGCCUAUGGAUAAGUUUACAUUGCCUAUGGAUUCUAGCUCAUUGAGCAACACAAAACUGGUGAGGCAACAAAGAAUCACUGAAGCAUUAUGGAAAGAGAGAAUGCAUGCCUUGAAGAGAUAUAUUGCAAGAUGGGUGUAUGUGCAUGGAAUACCUUUCCAUGCCAUCAACAAUGAAGAGUUUGACCAAUUGCUAGAAGCUGCUGGACGCUUUGGCCCUGGUGGACAGAAACCAAAUCAGCAUGAGCUGCGGGAGAAAUUAUUGUAUGAGGAAGUGGAGGACACAAAGAAAUUGCUGAAGCUACAAGAGCAAGAAUGGGCCAAAAAUGGGUGCUCCAUUAUGACUGAUGCAUGGACAGAUCAGAAGAGGAGAAGCAUAAUGAAUAUGUGUGUCAAUUGCAGCAUUGGUACAACUUUUUUGGAAUCAAAGGAGGCCUCAGCUGAGUCCCGUACUGGAGAAUUCAUCUUUCAGUAUGUGGACAGUUGUAUUGAGAAAAUAGGUGCUGAAAAGGUGGUGCAAGUAGUCACAGAUAAUGCCUCCAACAACAUGGCAGCGAAAGCCCUAUUGUCUGUGAAGAGGCCCAAUAUAUUUUGGAGCUCAUGUGCAACACAUACUCUCAAUUUGAUGCUUGAAGGCAUUGGGAAACUAAAAAGAUUCAAGACCAUCAUUGAUCAAGCAAAGGCACUGACCAUCUUUAUCUAUGCACACCAUAAAACAUUGGCUUUGAUGAGGAAAUUCACAAAAAAGAGAGACAUCAUUAGGCCUGGUGUGACCAGAUUUGCUUCCUCUUUUCUCACCUUACAAAGCUUGUAUGAGAAGAAGAAUGAGCUAAGGGCAAUGUCUCAAAGUGAGGAAUGGGAGACAAUCAGUCAUGUCAAGAAGACCCCAAAAGUAUUUGAGCCAUUGGUCAAAGUACUUCGCAUGGUUGAUGGGGAUGUGAAGCCAUCAAUGGCUUUUCUUUAUGGAGACAUUCUUAAGGCUAAGAAAGAGAUCAUGGUGGGCUUAGGGAAUAUUGACAAGGCUGGGACUCUCAAUCUAUACAACAAUAUCAUAGAAAUCAUUGAUGAGAAGAUGAAGGGCAGAUUGGAUAGUCCUUUGCACUUAGUUGCAUACUUCUUGAAUCCCUAUUAUAGCUACAAUGAUUCUUCCAUCUUUGGAGAAGAGGAAGUCAUGGAUGGGUUCUUUACAGCUGUUGAAACUUUUUAUCAUGGUGAUUAUGACAAGCAAAAUCAAGUCCUCAAUGAAGAUCUGCACAAGUUCAAAUAUCAAACCGGCCACUUUGCAAAACCUGCAGCAAUGGCUGGCUGUAAGGAUUAUAAUUUCUUCCCAGUUCCUCAGACUGUGAAAGAAAAUUGGAGUUGCUUUGAUGGGGUUCAUACCAAGAAGAGAAACAGGCUCACUUGUGAGAGAGUUGAGCAACUUGUCUAUGUUCGCUUCAAUAACCUUCAUUCAAAGAAAAAGGCAAAGGCAAAAAAGAACAAUAAAGUAGAUCCUCUAGUAGCAGCAAAUGCAACUUGUGCCCAAGGGUGGAUGGUUGAUGGUGGAGAUGAUGACAACUCUGAUGUUGAUGCUGUUACAGGGCUAACAUGGCAGCAAAUUGUAGAUACAUGUGGGACUGAGGAGGUAACAAAACUACGUAGGAGCGCAAGGUUGGCUCACCCGAGACAGAUUGAAGAGGAUGUCCAAUCUGAACCUGAAGAGCUACCAAAUGAGGAGGAAGAAAUCGAGUUUGAGUCUGAUCAAGAAGAAGUGGUCACAACUGGUUAUGAGCAAGAUCAUGACACCGCAAAUGAUGAUUGA